AUUACUCAGAAACUCACCGUCUCUCAAAUAAAUCAACAAAAUGUCUUCAGCUCGGCUAAUCGUUGUAUUCAUGACCCUUCUCUCACUGAUUUCCAGACCUGCAAUGGGUGAUGCGCCGACGUGCGACUUCGUUGUACUCCAGCUAAACCCUUGCCUCUCUUACCUGAUGAAAUCUGACGCAGCACCACAGAGUGGUUGCUGUUCAGGAGUCAAUAACCUGAAGGUGUAUUCAGAUGACCAGACAGCUCGACGUACAAUCUGCCAGUGCAUUGAGCAGGCCGCCCAAACUUACACAAUGAUUGAUUAUUCCCUUAUCGGUGGGCUUCCACAGAAAUGUGGAGUCUCUCUGCAGCUGCCACACGUUACUCCCGGUUUCGAUUGUUCCAAGGCUUGAAGAGAAGACCCGGAGGAGUCUGCUGAUCUUUUUUCCUCAAUAAGACUUGUGUUGCACAUUACUUCAUAAUAAAAAACAUAUUAUUGUUGUUCA
This is a messenger RNA of Mangifera indica (mango), 487 nucleotides long. RefSeq names its product non-specific lipid-transfer protein P3-like. The record is from RefSeq and is a predicted model, not a curated record. Gene Ontology annotation, cellular component: membrane. The transcript has 2 exons. NCBI's taxonomy places the organism in Eukaryota, Viridiplantae, Streptophyta, Magnoliopsida, Sapindales, Anacardiaceae. Gene Ontology annotation, biological process: lipid transport. Gene Ontology annotation, molecular function: lipid binding. The coding region runs from base 41 to 394 and encodes 117 amino acids.